UUUACCCUACUCUCACUCGAUUCGCGUCGAAUUUGCUCUGCCGGUCUGCCCUUCCACCUAAACCUAACCGGGGAGUUGUCAGCUUCAUCUUCGCAACUCCCAUUAGUCAAAAACCAUAGUUCCUGUAAUAUCAUAGGGUUCCACAAGCACAGAACUAAGAGAGAUGGGUCACUCUCUAUCUCCUUCAUCACCCUUUCUUUCAGCUGAUAGUUGCUGUCAUUUGCGACGUUGUGAAUUCUCAAACUUCUUCUAUUUCAAUCCAGUCACGAAUUUUCAAAUGUCUAGGCAUCGGCGAAGAUAUCUCUCUGUGUCUGUCGAUGAGAGGAAGCUCGAAGCAUCUUGGUUGUUUCCAGACGGGAAAGCCAACGAUGACUAUGGUGGUUGGGCGAUUUCUACGGACCAAGACGACGAGAAGAAAGGUCUACUACCACCAUUCCUCUUAGUGGGCAUUGGGACUUCAAUUGUGAUCUUACUCUCCGCAUUUGCUCAUCGCUCACUUACCAGAAAAGGUUUCAAGUUUCCAUUAAAUAUUCAAAUGCAUGCUUUGCAAGGAAUGUUAAAACCUUCUGAACCGAAAGCAUCUGAGGAAAAUCUUGUGAAUUCCUGGGCAAGCCCAGAAGCAUCUGAUGAAAUUAGCGAAACCCAAGCCCCAGUAUCGAUACCAAAGCUCGAACGUGUUGUUGUCCCUGUGGCUGUGGAUUCUGCUCAACAGGAAGCCCUACUACUGUUGAAGAAACUGAAGAUUAUUGAAGAUGAUGUCAAGGCAGAUGAGUUGUGUACCAGAAGGGAAUAUGCAAGAUGGCUAGUCAGAGCAAAUUCGUUACUAGAAAGGGAUCCAAAACACCGGGUUGUUCCAUCUGUUUUACUUGCUGGUUCUCAUGUAUGUGCAUUUGAUAACAUAAGCAUUGAAGACCCAGACUUCCACUACAUUCAAGCCCUUGCAGAGGCUGGCAUUGUUCUAAGCAAGCUAUCGGGCAGUAACAACCGAUUCUCUGAUCAGGAUGGUUUCAAAGGCCAAGAAGAGAUUCAUUUUUUCCCUGAUAGAUUUAUAUCACGACUUGAUCUAAUUGACUGGAAGGCUCAGCUAGAAUAUUCGUCCAUUGAAAGAAUAGAAAAGAAGAUAUCAAGAACAGAACUUGGUUUUAUGGAUGUGAAGGAGAUUAAACCUGACACAACCCCAGGGCUAUACCUGGACAUUUUGGCUGGUGACAAGGGCAUAUUGAGAAAAGUUUUUGGACAGAUCAAGCGACUUCAACCUGGGAAACCUGUAACAAAAGCUCAAGCAGCAGUGACACUGACAAGUGGCAGGAUGACAGAAGCCAUUCAUAGUGAACUAUCAAGGAUAGAAGCUGAGAAUACAUUGAGGAUGGCGGAAAUGGAACAAAUCAAGAUUGAGCUGCUUGGCAAGGGAGAGAUACAGAAGUUUUGGGAAGAGAAGAUGAAUGAAGAGAAAGCACGUGGUGUCCUAAUGGAAAAGGAUUUUCUUGGUGCAGUUCAUGAUUUAGAACAGGAAAAGAUUGUUCAAGAUAAGAACAUGGCCCGUCAUUUGAAGGAGAAGGCAGCUCUGGACUGUCAAAGGCAAUUGCUUUCCAGUCUCAAGGAAGAGGUAAAUGAGAUGUCUGAAAGACUUGGCAGUGACAAAACUAGUUUGAUGGCCGAGAAACAGACCAUAGAGGAUAUGCUCAAUGCGCUACAGGCCAACCAGGAAGCCAUCGUUGAUGCCAAAUCUAUACUCGAAGCUGAGAUAGAAGCUCUUCAGAUUCUUAGGUCUUGGGUUGAGGACGAAGCAAAGAAAAACCAAGCACGUGCAAAGGUUCUUGAGGAGGUCGGUCGGAGGUGGAAGUGGGAUGACCAAGCAUCAUUGUAACAGGCACAUGCUGUCCUGAAAGUGGAUGUAGGGAGUUGCAAUAAGCCAAGCCUACGAGGGUGUCAGGAAAUGACCAAACUCGAUCCUUCUGAUUGGUGAGAUGCUUUGAUUAGCUUUGCUAAUUGUUUCAUUUAUUUCAUUAUAUUUAACAUCAUAUUGAACCAAUGGAAGAAGAGGAGAAAUUCACCCUCUUCCUUGUCAUUGUUGUAUUAUCAUUAUAGGAAUCAAAGAAAAGCGGAAGGAUGCUUCUGAGGCCUCCGAUUGAUAAUCAUCUCUCUCCCAAUUCCUUGAUUACAGGUGGAAUUGAUUAUUUUUUUGUAAGAUUCUGGUUGGUAAAUAUUUCUAGAAUCGAUUCCAGAAUAGACUGAGAACAGAAACUAUGAAAUGCCAUUCUCUUCUUACUCAUCCACCCA
Molecule: messenger RNA, 2280 nt
Organism: Macadamia integrifolia
Lineage: Eukaryota; Viridiplantae; Streptophyta; Magnoliopsida; Proteales; Proteaceae
Exons: 11
Coding region: 164-1867 (567 amino acids)
Source: RefSeq, a predicted model, not a curated record